AUGACGUCCUCAGCCGAUGUCAUCGUUCUGACCUCGUCGCCGACUGUCCCACCGAGGCUUCCCAGUCCUGUUGCCUACGAGACCGAAGCGACAUAUGUACCACAGCCGGCAGUCGCAACAACUCCCCGUGUCCCAUCUCCGUCGUCGCUUUUUGUGCCGCCCUCACGAUCGCGAUUCUUCGACGCGCCGGCUCGAAAACAAGACACAACGAACAAAAAACGUCCUGCGAAGAAGGCUACUGCGCCGAAAAAAUCCAAGAAGGCUGCAGGUCCAUCCGAAACGCCGUCAAAGCUGAGCAAGGCUCAUGGAAGUACCGCUCAUGACGGAAAAGAGCAAAAUGGUGAUAAUGGUCAGAAGAAGGCAGCGAAGCCCCGUGCACCUCGCAAGCCACGCGCAAAACCAAAGGCUCAAGCUGAGUCUGGUGCUUUGAAAUUGAGCGGUAAAGUGAUCAAGGCAGGCAAGCCGGAGGACCCUGGGUUGAAGCCAGUGAAAAAGAGGGCUGGGCGGAAGCAGACUGCUGUUCAGUCCACCUCAGAGGAUUGCAUGGAAAAAACUGGUUUACCAACGCCCUCGAAUGCGCUUGGCAAAGAUGAAGACCUGAAUCUAGAUGAGGCAACGAGGAGGCGAAGGGACUGGACGCCACCGGCAGAGACAAUGUCACAUCCGAUCAGCACUGGGUGCGCUCAAUGGACAGUGGCUGAAGUUUCGGACACGAGCAACAAGGCCGGUUUUGGGGACAUUCUCACAGACUACACGUACUCCAGGUCCGGCUCAGCUACUGCAGAGCUCAGAGCGACAAGUGAGGGUGUGCCCACGAAGCGGAGGAAAAUUGACCUUCUUGAGCCCCAAGGGCCAAGCCGGGCGUUGCGCAGGAAAGAAAACUUGGACCAAGAUGACAGUUCAUCAACAACAUCUUCUGGGCGCCUAUCAGCGCGCAAAAUAAAACCUCAAAAACGAUUUACAACCUUGACAGCCAGAAUGACGGCUCAGUAUGGGACUGAGAACACCGAAGAUGAGCCGGGAGAUAAAGAUCUCACUCAAUACAUCGUCAAGUGCGACUCCAAGCGCAAUUCAAAGACGAAAGCCAAAGCCCAGCAAUCGAGCGUUGUUCUAUCGCCAGAGGCAGCAUUCCAGACGCUGGAUCAACAAGACGUUAUUUUUGCCAGCUCGAGCGAGACGAUUCGCCUGAAACACUUCGAGAAAUGCAAAGGGGCCUUCCGCAUGUCUGAGGACCUGGCCUUUCAGAGACGAGCUGGUAUAGGCGACUUGGCUACUUCGGAGCCAUCUAUGGCAAGUGAAGAUGCGCCUGACCUUAUGUCGCGGUCCCAGAGUAAAAAAAGGCUGUGGAGUGUUGCUGGUAGAGACAUGCAAGGCUCUUUGGUCCAAGCAGAACUUGUCGAAAGCCUCGAUCUCACAGACUUAUCGCUUGACAACAAUACAGCAAUUCCGCCACAAUGCGACUCAACCGUGAGAGCGCUGUCAAACGCACCGUCAGACGAUGAUUGGCUCGACCUUGACAAUGGCAAGGCUGGACUUUCGCUCGCCACGAAAGUUACCAACAUUAUUCAAACAACGACGGCCCUCAAAUCUAAAAUGACGCUUGCAAAUACGUCGAAGCAGGCUGCACAAGAGACGCAGCCUGUACUGCGAGAAAUUGAGCAGCCACGCUCAGUGUCACAACUCGCGCCAAUGCCGCAAUAUAGCGGCUUCACCGACGCCGAGCUUUCAAAGCAGGUGGCAGCAUAUGGAUUCAAGUCUGUGAAAGGUCGCAAGAAGAUGAUUGACUUGCUGCAAAAGUGCUGGGAGUCCAAAUUUGGUAAGGCAGACCUGUCUGCCUCUGUUCCGGGUGAAACAGAGUCGGCUACAAAUAGUAUUUUUCAUACUGUACAGAAGACAGUAGUGCCGCCAAAAACUGCGUCCAAGUCGAACGGAAUAGCGAAUGCCAAAAAGAACACGUCCACUCUGGCAAACCCCCCGCAGAAGACCAAGAUAGUCACUCCAAAGAAGAGCAAGCAAUUACCGCCAAAUGAUGCCCAGCAACCUCCAACCUCAAGCUACAUUGAUAUCGAGGAGAUUCAGGAUUCGGAGGAUGAGCCACUACUAUCGCCAGUCCAGGUUCAAGCACAUUAUACCAAGAACUCGUCCGCGUCGACUCAACUGGCCACAAGCCCUUCGCGGAAUUCGAAGGCUAGUAAUCGAGCUCGAAGUCCACAAGCACGCAAGUUAGCAAGCUCAAAGGUUUUGCCGGUCACGGAAAGGAUCAAGCGUGAUACUGCCAUUAGGACCAGCGAACCUAUCUCAGACCAAGAUUUGAAACCCUUGUUAACGCAGAUCACAUCCGCUGUUCGUGCGCAGUCCCGCCUACCUCAAGCCAACAGUCGAGCUCGACCAACAUGGCACGAGAAGAUACUGAUGUUUGACCCUAUAAUGUUGGAGGACUUUACCGCGUGGCUCAAUGUCGAAGGACUGGGUCUGGUUGACGAAGACAGGGAAGUGAAUACAGCCCUCGUCAGGGACUGGUGUGAAAGCAAGGGAAUCUGUUGCGGAUGGAAGAAGAAUACAAGUGGGUAA
Penicillium diatomitis is the source of this 2571-nucleotide messenger RNA. It is a transcript of the gene slx4, whose product is annotated as protein slx4. Gene Ontology annotation, molecular function: 5'-flap endonuclease activity. Gene Ontology annotation, biological process: DNA replication; DNA repair. The record is from RefSeq and is a predicted model, not a curated record. Gene Ontology annotation, cellular component: Slx1-Slx4 complex; nucleus. Lineage: Eukaryota; Fungi; Ascomycota; Eurotiomycetes; Eurotiales; Aspergillaceae. The transcript has 2 exons. The coding region runs from base 1 to 2571 and encodes 856 amino acids.